Messenger RNA from Phoenix dactylifera (date palm), 1400 nucleotides. It is a transcript of the gene EXPA20, whose product is annotated as expansin A20. The record is from RefSeq and is a predicted model, not a curated record. NCBI's taxonomy places the organism in Eukaryota, Viridiplantae, Streptophyta, Magnoliopsida, Arecales, Arecaceae. Gene Ontology annotation, cellular component: extracellular region. Gene Ontology annotation, biological process: plant-type cell wall organization.
UUCACUACAAUCCCCAUAAAAAAGAGCCCCUCCACUGUCUCACAGCUCGGCCUUCCAAAAAGAGCUUCUUGGUGAAAAGAAGCGCCUGAAAACAUACUAGUCCUCCCGUUUCCCAGACUAACCAGAUGGGUCUCGUGCUCCACCACGCAAGGCUCUUCUUCUUCUUCUUCGUCGUCUUCGUCUUCUGUUGGAUAUUAGCAGCAGCAGCAGCAGCAGCAGCAGGCAUCAGCACUACAGGAGAGGAAUGGAGGUCUGCCACAGCAACCUACAGCAAAGGAGCACAAAGCCCCACCAUUGCUGAAGUACAGCACCGAGGAAUGAAGAGCCAAACAGCACCAGCAUGGGGAAAUGGGACUCGUGCCAUCUCUUCUUCCUGGUGUUUGUUGCAAGAAGUUGCAGGUCCGAGAGUGUUUUUAUCUGUGCUAAUGCUUCGCUUCUGGGUUUUGUCUCGAUGUGCUGAAGGUGGCGCUUGUGGAUAUGGGGACCUGGAGAAGUCGGGCUACGGGAAGAGCAGCGCUGGGCUGAGCAGCGCGUUGUUUGAGAGGGGGAGCGCCUGCGGGGCGUGCUUCGAACUCAGGUGUGUGGAUCAUAUCCUCUGGUGCCUGCAGGGGAGCCCUUCUGUUGUUGUUACUGCCGCGGAUUUCUGCGCUCCGAACUACGGGCUUCCAGGGGAUUACGGAGGGUGGUGCAAUUACCCCAGAGAGCACUUUGAGAUGUCGGAAGCUGCUUUCGUGCAGAUUGCGAGGAGAAAAGCUGAUAUCAUACCUGUUCAAUUCAGGAGGGUGAACUGCGACAGAUAUGGAGGGAUGAGGUUCACAGUUACUGGGGGCUCCUACUUCUAUCAAGUCCUAAUCGCCAAUGUGGGUUCAGAUGGAGAGGUGAUAGCAGUUAAAGUAAAAGGGUCAAGAACAGGAUGGAUACCAAUGGCAAGAAACUGGGGCCAGAAUUGGCAGUGCAGUGCGGACCUGCGCGGCCAGCCUUUGUCUUUCGAAGUCACUGCCAGCAGUGGAAGAACAGUAACAUCAUAUAAUGUUGCUUCCUCAAACUGGAGCUUUGGUCAGACAUUUGAAGGAAAACAGUUCCUGAAUUAGAUGGAAAAAGAUUAAUGUCAUCAUUUUUUUCGCUUUGAGGGAAACAUUUAAAGAUAAAGAAAUCUACGAUCGCAUUUCUGAAUCAUGAGCAGUCGUAGUUCCGUUGGAUUGAAGGAAACUCCAUGCUGGAUCAUGUGGAAAUAUUUUUUACUGUAUCGCAGAGAUCUUGUCUAAAAGAAGAUGAUGGGGGUGGGAUGAUGAAGUUAACAAUUGAGAAAGUCUGAUAAUCUGAAAAGAGAUUAUUUUGCAGUAUGCAUAUAAUGACAUGAUGUAAGUAUAUGGGAGGAGAAACUUUCAUACCAUCAGGAC